This is a messenger RNA of Colletes gigas, 1388 nucleotides long. RefSeq names its product peroxisomal biogenesis factor 3 (gene Pex3). NCBI's taxonomy places the organism in Eukaryota, Metazoa, Arthropoda, Insecta, Hymenoptera, Colletidae. Gene Ontology annotation, cellular component: peroxisomal membrane. Gene Ontology annotation, molecular function: protein-macromolecule adaptor activity. The transcript has a single exon. The record is from RefSeq and is a predicted model, not a curated record. The coding region runs from base 135 to 1274 and encodes 379 amino acids. Gene Ontology annotation, biological process: protein import into peroxisome membrane.
AUGAAUGUACAGUAAAUUGCUUUGUGAUCAAGAAAAGUGAAUAAUUGAAUUCCAGGGAAAUACAUUAUCAAUGUCUAAGACAAACUAUGUGCAUCUUACACCUAACACCUAUUUCAUAUAAACUAUUUUAGAAGAUGUUAUCAAGAAUCCGUGCUUUUAUUAACCGUCAUAGGCAAAAAUUUAUAGUGGGAGGCGUUGUUGUUAGCAGCGUUAUUUUCAUAAGAUAUAUGCAACGUAAGCUUAGAGAAUGGCAAGAAAAAGAGAUAAAGGACAUGCUCGAAAGGUCAAAAAGGCGACAGUACUUUGACUGUACGGAGAGAACAUGCGAUCAGAUGAUAAUUUCCCUUGCAUCGACUUUAAGAGUCUCUAUAAUGAAGGUUGUAGAUACAGAAGCAAUUCUAAAUAAACUUAGAAGUGGCUGCACUGAUAAAAUAGUAUGUUGGAAUGAAUUAAGAGUUACCACGAUUACUAAAUCAGCUGUAAUAAUAUAUUCGUAUGCCAUGUUAGCUACUUUAAUAAGGAUUCAAUUUAAUGUAAUGGGUGGUCAUGUUUACAAGGAUACCCAGAAACCCAAUGGUACGACUACAGAAAACAUUGUACAGACAAAAUAUAUGUCUCUCUCAGGUAGUUUUAUGCACGAUGGAAUAAAAAAAUUAAGUUCGCUCAUAAAAGAUAAAGUUGCAGAAAUAGUAACCCCAAUAUCUUUGAAAGAUCAGGUAUACUUAAGAGAUAUAGAAGAAAUAUAUUGGGCAUUAACAUCGUCUAUAUCUACAGAUACCUCAAGGGAUCCUGUAAAAAAUCUUGCCAAAUACAUGUUAGAUAUAAACUGGGAUAAGCAACAAGGAACCACAAUAGUGAAAUUAAUUAAUGAAACUCUCGAUCUUCUGGAAAGCGAAGAAGUACAAAAUAUUACGCAAAGUAAUAUUAGAAGUGGAUUUAGUUUGUUGGUAGAUCACAUUUCUGCAUUUUUUAUUCCUCCAUGUGCAGUGAAAAACGACAAAAUCGUAAAUGAUAUUUCAAUACCAGGAACGUCGAGUCAAAAUCAUAUGACUUGGAAAAAAACAGAUAACGAAGAAACAAACCACCGUGAAAAUUCAUUUGUUAAUAUCAGUCAGGUAUCGAUGCCCAUGGCUAAAAUAAUACCGAUCAUAAAUUGUCAAAUACCGGAUAAAUCAGCUUCACAAAAUUUCCAGGCAGAUUUAUUACAACAUUUUAUAACAAAUAACGAACUUAAAACGCUUGGGGCAAAUAUUUACGAAGCAUUUAGUUUUUAAGUUUAACAAUGCAAAUAUUCAAACUGUACACAAUACACAACAUGGCAUUACACAAAAUUAUAACAUACGAUCUUAAACUGUUGAUUAUUUUAAAUAGAAGCACAUUGUUUUACA